UGGAGACCGCUGGGGCAUUUCCUUCAUGCCCUUGACAUCUUUGGCGAUGGCAGCUUCUACGUCACUAGUGCGCCCGGUCACGUUCAAGGGCACAUUAACCGUCUUGCUCGUAUCGGUCCCCAGCGUCUCGUCCUUUUGAAGAGUGAGUUAUGCCAUUUCCUCCCGUGGCUGGAGGAGGCCUGCACCAGUUCCAGGUUUCCGAAGGCGAAGGCUCGAUGAAGAGCGUUCAUAUGGACGACGCGGCGACAGCGACUCACAUUGCCAAUAUAAGAAGCAUGGUCAGAGCCGCGGGCCAUAGCUUCUCGUUCGAGGUGGUCCUGGCGCAUGAUAUAGGAUGGAGUCUGGAAAAUAGCGACACUAUCUUGCCCGGCAAGUUC
Messenger RNA from Exophiala aquamarina CBS 119918, 377 nucleotides. RefSeq lists its product as uncharacterized. The annotation marks the transcript as partial. The record is from RefSeq and is a predicted model, not a curated record. The transcript has a single exon. NCBI's taxonomy places the organism in Eukaryota, Fungi, Ascomycota, Eurotiomycetes, Chaetothyriales, Herpotrichiellaceae.